ACUUCUUGCCCUGUUUGACAUUGGUAAACAUUUUGUGAUAACCACUAACUGUUUAUUGUGAUAGAUGAAGAUUGCAACUUAAAAAAGAAUGCUAGUUUUCCAGUUCAUUAGUUAAAACAUUAAGCAUUUAAAUGAGUGAGCAAACUGUAUCUUUCAAAGUUAUACUAAGAACCUUCUCCCGAUAAGCACAUUUGAAGUUUUAGAUUCCUUUAUUUUGAUUUUGUAUAUCAAGAACAGCAAUAAUAUAAAUGAUGCUGCAGAAUUAGUUUAAACAUAGAUUUUGAAGGAGUCAUGAUAGUAUUAAUGCUAGGUGCAAGUUGAAAUUUACCUACAGUAAUAGAACUUUAAUAAUCAAAGCGACAUUUCCAAUUUAUUGCACACAUGACCAUUGCACACAUGCAUACAGUUUUUACACUAAAAUAUCAAAGAUUUGUUUCAAAUCACAAAUUUUCUGCCUGGAAAAAAAUGGAACUUUAAUAUGCAUAAAUAUAGCGGAUGUGUGUAUAUUAUCUAAUUUUCUAUAAAUUUUUUUCAGCUGGGAGAAUCAUAUAGCGCAUUACAACCAAGUUCUUACUCGAGUAAUUUUACUUAAUUGUUCAUCAAUAGCUCCUGAAAUCUUGAUGAGAAUUAGGUUCAUCUUUUGAUAGACAAGUGGAGGCCUGUGGCACCAAGAAUAUAUAUAAGGCUGAAGAAGUCCCCCAUUCUUGAAAAUAUUGAGUCACACAUGGCAUCUUUUAAGUCUUCUAAUGCUAAAUGCUAGAAUAAAGUCUUGAAACCAAGAUGCUUAGAAUGCUGAAUAGGGCCAUGAAACACUUCAAAUUCAAUCUUCAGUAGCUGCUUUGAAUGUGUGGAAAUAAAAUGUGGGAUUGAUUUGCAAUAUUUUAAAACAGCUGUAUCUUUCUGGGAUUGAUGCAAAAAAAGUUACUACAUUUUUGCAUUUUUGAAAAAAAAAAACCUUGGGGAUUGAAUCCAAAGUGCUGCAUAAUACUAAUUGUCCUGGUAAAUACUACAGAUGAACAAUAAGGAAAGAUUCCUGAGUAGUCAUGUACUAAGAAGUGAGGAUUGUAGGAGUGGGUAAUUUUACUAAGCUACAGGUUACUAUAUUUUAGCCUUGGCUAGAAAUGGCUUUUUUCAUCAGAAUUUCAGUAAUACAGUGCCUACGUAGAAUAGUAAACUUUGCUUGCAUGUUGGAAUUUAUUUUUGAUUUCACUGAAGAAAGCAAAAUAUUGAAUAUCUAACGUUAUAAAUUGGCAGUUCUAAAUAAUAGGACAAUAGAAAUCAAUUGAAUUCCCAUUAAUUUUCCGAUAAUUGAUUUUGAAAGGCAGGGUAUCAAUCUAAUAAUAAAUAAACAAUUCAGAAGUGAUGCGUUUCUUUGGUUGUUGUGAACUGUCCAGUUGUUGAGUCAGGUGGCAUAAAAGUUCAAUAAGUAUUGUUAUUCCUGCUGUUUUUAUGUUCGUUUGUCUUACUGCUUUUAGCUUGGACCCUACCUCAUGGUCAUUUUUAUAUUGUAAAUGAAUUAUUCAUCUUAAAAUAUACUUUGAUUUUCUAGUCCCUGUUCCAGUUCCAUAGUUUGCAAUUUGUGUUAACUAUUAUAUAGUUAACUAUAUAUAACUAAGAGUCACAAUCUUUUAGCUAUUUUAGGAGUACAUUAAAGACUUGGUUAUAAUUACAAGGCAAUGGGGCUAGGAAUGAAGGUACAAGAAAAUGAUAAAUUGGUAUCCUUUUGCAAUACUAUUUUAUUGUAACUUGUUACUUGAGACAAAAAUUUAAAUUGUUUUAAAUUACUUGGCCUUGUGGUUUUUUUUGUUUUUGUUUUAAUGCUGGGUAUAAAGCAUGUUUUUAAAAAAUUGAAUUGGCCUUACAUUUGAUAUUUGAGUGGUAUGCUGAUGACCACAUCCAAAGAGCAAUUUUUUACUUAAAUUUAAUUAAAAUAAAACUCUUGGCAGUAAUGUUUACAUUCCAAUUGUAAUUUUGCUACCCUCUUAAGAAUUACAACUUUGAGCUACUCUUUUGGGAAUUAUAAUUGACAUCACUGUGCACACUGUUUGCCUAUGAUAUUUUAUUAAAAUAAUGUAAUUUUAUGAUAUUACUUUCAACUUUACAUUCAGUGUUAAUAUAAAAUAGUUUUAAAGCAUAAUUAAGUUAUAGAUUUGAGGUAAGUAUUCAAGGUUCAGUUACUUGAACUAUUGGUUAUUUGAGCUGGGAUCACACAAAUUCUGUUAACUGGAUGGUGCUUAAAUGAGAAUAUAAAUAUAAAUAUUCUAGUCACCCUUGGUUUCUUAAAUCAUAUGAUUUGACAUAUCAGUUUACAAAUGCUGUAUUCAGCACGCAUUUAGGAGCAAGACCUGAAGCACUAGUAAUUUAUUGCCAAGUAAAAUCCAUUGAAUGAGCUGCUUGAACAAUUCCAUAAUAUGGUAACAUAUAAUCUAUCACAAACAUGAUAUUGUAUAAUGGCAGCAUCAAAAUAAAAAGUAACCAAAUUACACAGUGAUUUUUUCUCUUGGAACAGUUUGUAUUUCCACUAAUAAAAAUAUUUACUUCCUUGAAGAAGGUAAAAGUACAGGAAGUCCUUGACUUGCGUCUAUAAUUGAGCCCAAAAUUUCUGUUAAGUGAGGAAGUUGUUAAGAGAAUUGUGCAUCAUUUUACAACCUUUUUGCCACAGUUAUUACACGAAUCACUACAGUUUUUAAGUGACUUAUAUGGUUGUUAAAUGAAUCUUGCUUCCAACAUUGACUCUGCUUGUCAGAAGCUGACUGGGAAGAUUACAAAUUGUGAUUACAUGACCUCAGGACAGUGUGAGUUGCCAAGUGCCUGAGUUUUGAUCAUGUGACCGUAGGGAUGCUGCAGUGGUCAUACAUAUGAAAACUGGUCUUAAGUCUCUUUAAAGUGCUGUUGUAACUCUGAACAGUCCCUUAACGAAUGGUUAUAAGUUGAGGACUACCUGUAGCUUGUUUUGGCAUUGUUUAUAAUUAGUAGACUCCUAUUCAAAUAGAAUAAGUAUAAUUCACUUACAAGAUUAUUGGCUACUCUCUUUGAAAGGAACAUAUUGUAGUUGUGUGCUUUGUGCUGCACCCAUCCCACUGGCAAAGUCAAGAUUGUUUAAUUGUGUACUGAAAAUCAUUCUGCAAGAUACUUUUCUGCUUUGUUUCAUUUGCCAUCCCAGCAGAGGUGUAUUCUGAGCACUUCAAAGCAGCUGCUGUGAGUUUUGGAGCAGCUGCAACUUCAGGAAGCAGAUCCAGGUAUGGCUACUAAGUGGCUCUCUUGAGAUCUUCUGGGCAUGUGUGUGCAUGCAAAAAAUGUGCUUCCUUUGGGAUAGCCAAUGAGGCAAAGUGCUUUGUGGAAUGAGUAAAUGAGUUUAAUUUGGAUCACAAAUAUAACAAAGUGUUUUGACAUAAUCCUUCAAUUAUGCAAAACACUUGCAAAUUCUCUUAAGGAUUCAGAAAUGCUGCUUUUUAAAAAUACAAUGUAAUUGUAUUUCUGAAUAAGAAUCUAUAAUUGUUUGCAAUUCUAUCUGAAAUGUUGAUAUAAGGCCCAAUUUUAUUGGGUGUAUUUCAAAGUGCUGAUUAUCACCUACUAACCCCUUCAUGGCACAGGGCUUUGUUAUUUGCAGGACCAAUGUUAUCCAUGUAUCCAACCAUUUUGCAGGGUGGGGAGGGUUUCACUGAUAUGAAUGCUGCUUCAAGAUUAGAACUUCAAGCUUCAAGGUGUGUUUUUGAUGUUUUUAUUUUCAAACAGCUGUUUACUGUCCAGAAUACUAUGUCAAGUGACUAAUCAUAUAAACUGAAUAAAUAAAUAAAACUUUGCUCUGGAAUAAAAGGUUGAAUAUUAAUUUAAUAGAAUAGAAUAGAAUAGAAUUUUAUUGGCCAAGUGUGAUUGGACACACAAGGAAUUUGUCUUGGUGCAUAUGCUCUCAGUGUACAUAAAAGAAAAGAUACGUUCAUCAAGGUACAACAUUUACAACACAAUUGAUGAUCAAUAUAGCAAUAUAAAUCAUAAGGAUUGCCAGCAACAAGUUAUAGUCAUACAGUCAUAAGUGGAAAGAGAUUGGUGAUGGGAACUAUGAAACAAUUAAUAGUAGUGCAGAUUCAGUAAAUAGUCUGACAGUGUUGAGGGAAUUAUUUGUUUAGCAGAGUGAUGGCCUUCGGGAAAAAACUGUUCUUGUGUCUAGUUGUUCUGGUGUGCAGUGCUCUAUAGCGUCGUUUUGAGGGUAGGAGUUGAAACAGUUUAUGUCCAGGAUGCGAGGGAUCUGCAAAUAUUUUCACGGCCCUCUUCUUGAUUCGUGCAGUAUACAGGUCCUCAAUGGAAGGCAAGUUGGUAGCAAUUAUUUUUUCUGCAGUUCUAAUUAUCCUCUGAAGUCUGUGUCUUUCUUGUUGGGUUGCAGAACCGAACCAGACAGUUAUAGAGGUGCAAAUGACAGACUCAAUAAUUCCUCUGUAGAAUUGGAUCAGCAGCUCCUUGGGCAGUUUGAGCUUACUGAGUUGGCGCAGAAAGAACAUUCUUUGUUGUCCUUUUUUAAUGAUGUUUUUGAUGUUAGCUGUCCAUUUGAGAUCUUGUGAUAUGAUAGAACCCAAAAAUUUGAAGGUUUCUACUGUUGAUACUGUGUUGUCAAGUAUUGUGAGAGGUGGAAGUAUGGAAGGGUUUUUCCUAAAGUCUACCACCAUUUCUACGGUUUUGAGUGUGUUCAGUUCCAGCUUGUUUUGGUUGCACCACAAGGCUAGUCGUUCGACCUCUCGUCUAUAUGCGGAUUCGUCAUUGUCUCGAAUGAGACCAAUCACUGUUGUGUCAUCUGCGAACUUCAGUAGCUUAACAAAUGGAUCAUUGGAGAUGCAGUCAUUGGUAUACAGAGAGAAGAGAAGUGGGGAGAGCACACAGCCUUGGGGGGCCCCUGUGCUAAUUGUACAGGUCAACUAAAUGAAAAUUGGUCUGCUACUUACUUAGGCAUACCCUUCCCAGGAAAUGAAUACCAGAGGGGUAGUAUGACAAGUAAUUGAAAAGCUGGACGUUAUCUGCUAAGAAGAGAGAAAAGCAUUGAUUGCAAAAAAAUUGAACUAAGAUAUGAUUUGACUUCAGUAACCAUGAUGGCAACACAGACAUUAAGUAUAGACAACUAUCAAGAUGGGCAACAACAAAUGCAAGUAGUAACAGAAUUAAAAACUGAGCAAGAUCCAAACUGCUUAGAAACAGAUGCAGGAGGAUUGAGUCCUUCCCCAAUUGAAUCUCAAACACCGAUGGAUGCAGACAAGCAGGCUAUUUACAGGCAUCCACUGUUUCCCUUAUUAGCACUGUUAUUUGAAAAAUGUGAACAAUCUACACAGGGUUCAGAAGGCACAACAUCUGCAAGUUUUGAUGUAGAUAUUGAAAACUUUGUUAGAAAACAGGAGAAGGAAGGAAAACCCUUUUUUUGUGAAGAUCCAGAAACAGAUAAUUUAAUGGUAAAAGCAAUUCAGGUUCUACGAAUUCAUCUGCUUGAGCUAGAAAAAGUUAAUGAGCUCUGUAAAGAUUUUUGUAGUCGCUAUAUUGCAUGUCUAAAGACUAAAAUGAACAGUGAAACUCUGCUAAGUGGGGAAUCUGGAAGUCCUUAUUCACCAAUACAAUCCCAGUCCAGCAACUUUAAACAUGAUAAAGAUAGCUUGGAUUUGCUGGAGCAGCUGUCUUCAUGGAAAGAGUCACCAGAAAAUCCAAUUCAAAGUGCCAUCACAGGUACACUAAGUCCCCAGGGGAUAGUGGUACCUGCAUCAGCACUACAGCAGGGAAAUGUAACUAUGGCAACGGUUGCCGGUGGCACAGUAUAUCAGCCAGUAACAGUGGUCACACCUCAAGGACAAGUAGUAACACAAGCACUGUCACCUGGAACAAUCAGGAUCCAGAAUUCACAGCUCCAGUUACAGUUAAACCAAGAUUUAAGCAUCUUGCAUCAAGAUGAUGGAUCAUCAAAGAAUAAAAGAGGUGUUCUUCCAAAACAUGCUACAAACGUGAUGAGAUCUUGGCUUUUUCAGCAUAUAGGGCAUCCAUAUCCAACAGAAGAUGAGAAAAAACAGAUAGCAGCACAAACAAAUCUUACCUUACUCCAGGUUAACAACUGGUUUAUCAAUGCUAGAAGGAGAAUUCUCCAGCCAAUGUUGGAUUCCAGCUGUUCUGAAACACCAAAAACAAAGAAGAAAACAGCCCAAAAUCGACCAGUUCAGAGGUUCUGGCCAGACUCCAUUGCAUCAGGAGUAGCUCAGCAUCAAUCAAAUGAACUUACUAUGUCAGAUGGAGCUGUUGUAACAAUUACAGCUCCCGUCAACAUGAAUGUAGACAGUCUCCAAUCGCUUUCAUCUGAUGGUACUACUUUGGCUGUUCAACAAGUCAUGAUGGCCGGGCAAAGUGAGGAUGAAUCUGUAGACAGCACUGAAGAUGAUGGAACAGACCUCUCAACUACAAAUAUCAGUGGGCUGGUCUUGGAUAACAGUGAUUCUCUGCAAUAGGAAGCAAGAGGACCUGACCUAAAAUAUUAAGAAAGACAAUGGACUGACUGACUUUUUAUAGUUUGCACAGCAAACAUUUUACACAAGUUUUAUUUCUAUGUUUUAUAUGUAGAUAUAGAAGAGUGCACUUUUUUGUAUUUCAUAGUAAGCUUAAAGAGUGUCUUUGCAGGUGCAGCAACUUCUUUCAAACGUGUUGUUUUUUGGUUUUAAUUUUGAAAAUCUAAUAAGUUAAAAAAUUAUCAUCCCAUUUGUUUUCCUAAAGUUAUUAUUUCAUUUACACAUACAAAAAGCUGAGUCAAGCUGAAAAAAUGUGUGUAAUGGGGUUGCAGACAUGGGGUUAAAUGGUGGCUGCCUGGAAUGUGAGUUAGUUUUACAUUAGCAUGGAUUUAAACUUACCCAAACCAGACAAUUACUAUGUUACUCAGUUUCUCGCUAUUCUAUAGCAAUAGAUCUGCAAUUUUCAAACAUAUAAAAUUGCACUGCUAUGGGAGAACUGAAAGUACUUUUUAUCUUGUUGAAAGUAACCAGUUUCAGUUCUGUCAUUUUAACAAGGGUGGUUAAUGUAAAUGUAAAGCAUGUCAAACUAAUGUAUGGGAUUUGUUUAUGAAGUUAGCCAUGUAGAUUUGAAAGUUGCUUCUGCACCUUAAAAAAGGAAACUAAACUGCCUGUCUAAAGUGGGCAACAUAAUACAAAAAAAGAAAGAAAGAAAGAAGUGAAAAUGUGUGAUUCCUAAAGAAUGCAUGGCAUUUACUAUAAACUUAAUUUCUUCAGGAGGGGUUAGGUGGACAACUCUAGAUCUCAUUGUACCUUUAAAUUUUGCUGUUGAUAUAGCUACCACAGUUUUUUUCUCAAAAAAUUUUCUCCCUUUUUUAUCCAUUUGCCCAGUGGCUCCUUUUCUUUUCUUUUCUUUUCUUUUCUUUUUUUCAGCAAAUAAGGUGAGGUUAGAAUGGCAAUAAAAGAAAUAGAGGAGCCAGAAGAAGCCAUGAUUGUAGCUCUCUUCUGGUGAUACAUUCCAGUGUAGAAUUCACCAUGUAAGGAACAGCAAACCACCACUACGCUGUCUAAGUAGUAGUGAUGACAUCACUGAUCUCCACAAGCAUGGCAUGAUUAUCUACAAUGUGGAGUUUGACAAUGCAUGUUUUUUU
Molecule: messenger RNA, 7612 nt
Organism: Ahaetulla prasina
Lineage: Eukaryota; Metazoa; Chordata; Lepidosauria; Squamata; Colubridae
Gene: PKNOX1
Product: PBX/knotted 1 homeobox 1
Exons: 13
Coding region: 5076-6467 (463 amino acids)
Biological process (GO): regulation of transcription by RNA polymerase II; angiogenesis
Molecular function (GO): RNA polymerase II cis-regulatory region sequence-specific DNA binding; DNA-binding transcription factor activity, RNA polymerase II-specific
Source: RefSeq, a predicted model, not a curated record